AUGCUGCGAACAGCAACGACCCUCCGAGCUGCGCGUCUCACGCGAGCUCAGAGCGCUUCGUGCGGCCUCCACACCGAGUACGACUACCUCGUGAUUGGCGGCGGCAGUGGCGGCAUCGCAAGCGCUCGUCGGGCCGCGAGUUACCCGGGAACACGCGUUGCCGUCGUCGAGCACGGGCGACUGGGCGGCACUUGCGUGAACGUGGGCUGCGUGCCGAAGAAGCUCAUGUACCUCGCAGCGGACAUGUGCCACCAGCUCCAGCACGAUGUCCUGCAUUACGGGUUCGAAACGGCUGGGGCCGGAGGCUCUUUGGGGGAGCAGAUGCACUUUGAUUGGACGAAACUCAAGACCCGCCGCGAUGACUACGUGCGACGUCUGAAUGGGAUCUACGAGAGGAACUUGGCGAACUCGAAGGUGGAUGUGAUCCGAGGGCUGGCAAAGUUCAAUGAACGGGGAAACGUCGAGGUUGACGGCAAGGAGGUGCUGGCCAAGAACGUGAUGAUUGCCGUUGGAGGCAGACCGCUGGUGCCUGACAUUCCUGGCAAAGAGCUCUGCAUGGACUCGGACGGAUUCUUCGAGCUGGAUGCUUUGCCGAAGAAGGUGGCGGUCGUUGGCGCCGGGUACAUUGCUGUCGAGCUCGCUGGCAUCCUGAACGCACUGGGCUCGGAGACGUUCAUUUUUUGCCGGAAGGAGGGCGUGCUUCGCACAUUUGAUGACAUGGUGCGCACGACGCUGGAGGAUGCCAUGGCGACAGACGGUUUGCAAUUGCGACCCAACAGCAAUGUUGCUCAGGUCGAGCAGGCAGCUGAUGGCACCAAGACAUUGGUGCUGGCCGACGGUUCGACGCACAAGGGCUUUGACGUUGUGAUCUACGCUGCUGGUCGUAUACCUCUGACACAAACGCUCGAUCUCGACAAGGCAGGCGUGGCGACCGACAAGCACGGCUACAUACGUGUGAACGAGUUCCAGGAGACGUCGAAUCGCAGGGUGUUUGCUGUGGGUGACGUGUGUGGGACCCCGGCCCUCACCCCAGUCGCUGUUGCAGCUGGACGGAAGCUCUCGGACCGUCUAUUCGGGAACGUGCAGGAUGCCAAGGUCUCGUACGAGAACAUCCCGACGGUCGUGUUCAGCCACCCUCCCAUUGGUACGAUCGGCCUGACGGAGAAGCAGGCUCGAUGCAAGUACGGCGACGACGACAUCAAGGUGUACACGAGUCACUUUGUCAACAUGUACUACGGUCUGAUCAACGAGGUGGAUGAGGCAACUGGUGCGCCGAAGGCCAAGCCCAAGACGGCCAUCAAGCUCGUGUGCGCCGGCAAGAAGGAGAAGGUCGUGGGGCUGCACAUGAUCGGCAAAGCGGCCGACGAGAUCCUGCAGGGCUUUGGGGUAGCGGUGAAGAUGGGCGCUACAAAGGCCGACAUGGACAGCUGCAUUGCCAUCCAUCCUACCGCCAGUGAGGAACUCGUGACGCUCGCGCCGUGGGGACUCAGUGGGCGUCAGUAA
Messenger RNA from Hyaloperonospora brassicae, 1503 nucleotides. The record is from the annotation of a GenBank genome assembly. NCBI's taxonomy places the organism in Eukaryota, Oomycota, Peronosporomycetes, Peronosporales, Peronosporaceae.